Messenger RNA from Heterobilharzia americana, 1863 nucleotides. The record is from the annotation of a GenBank genome assembly. NCBI's taxonomy places the organism in Eukaryota, Metazoa, Platyhelminthes, Trematoda, Strigeidida, Schistosomatidae.
AUGAUCUACCUUAUUUCGUGCUCUACGUUUUUUAACUAUCGUGACAAGCUCGUUAUGUUGGAUACCGUCUUUAUUUUGUUAUCACUUUUUGGUGAUAUUUAUUCGCUUCCUGAGCAUAAAUUGAAGGUUCCUAACAGCGAGAAUGUGGUCGAUCCUUGUGAUCCAAAUAAACUUGUUACGUCUAUCGGGCAUACGAAUUAUGAAGGUGGUGGGCCUCUGAAUCCCUUUGGUUCAGACUUUGAACAAAAACGGUCAUGGGAUUUACUUUGUUCAUUGGACAGUGAUGGAGAUGGAUUUACUAAUGGUCAAGAGUUGGGAGAUCCUAACUGCCAGUGGAAAGUAGGUGGGAUACCAGAAAGAACAAUUAAUAUCACUCAUCCAGGAGUAUGCACUCCUGUUGAUUCUACGGUGUGCAAAAGUAAAAAUAUUUGUAAGAUACUAAAUAUAACUGUUCAAGAUAUUUUAUAAAAAAUUUAUUGAAACCAUUUCUUCAUAUUACAUCAAUUGAAGUGAUCACUCAGUCAAUUCAACAACUCAGUUUCUUGACAAAAUAAAAGAUUUUAAAGAUAAGCAGUGAUGAAACAUCAAUAACCUUUGAUGUAACUUUACUCAUCACUUCAAUCGACUCUUAUCUAGCCAUGGGAACAGUGGAUAUUCAUCUGAAGAACAGCUAAACUCUUUGCAAUAAUACGAAGCUAACGGUUCAAAACCGAAUAGAGUUGAUCUAUUUAUAUCUCAUGAUAUAUUUACAGUUCAGUAGGAACAUUUACAAACAAACAAACAAACAAAAGGAACAUCUAUGGGAUUGAUUACUGAAACUAUAAUGUAUAGUCAUCCUUUUCAUCAAGACAAAAAUUUUGAUUCGGUACACUAACUACACAUUCAUAAUUCUCAAAGAAGGUGACAUAGAAAACACUUUCAAACUAAUCAACCAAACAUUUGAAGGAAUUCAAUUUUUAAAAAGAAGAAAUAAAUUCAACAAAAACUUUCUAUUCAUCGUUGACUGACGUUGAGAAUCUGGAAGUACUGCACAGCCGUGUCGUCCUAGUUUAGGACUCUUCAGCGGUACGCGCCCAUGGCUCUGCUAGGGAUCGAACCGUUACUUUCCAGUUCCGUGGUCAGCACGUUACCACUGAUCCACUUGGUCGGAAUCCAAUUCUCCACAUUCCCAACUGCUAAAGAGUCCCAUACUAGGACAAAACAACUGUCCAUUGCCCUCAGAUUUCCAAUGUUCCUCCAACUGAUCUCAGUCCAUGAUGAAUAUCAACUUAAAAAAUCCCUAAAUCUCCAAGAAUAACUAAAUUCAAAUGUCCAGUUUCUUGCAUUAUUCAAUUUACUGGGAUUUUAUGACUACGAAAUAUAAGAAUAGAACUUGAUCACUGUGGUAGGUUGUAAUCCCAUUUUAGUCCAUUAAUUAGAAAUUCUACACAGUUAAACAGUAUCACUUACCAGAUAAAGACGUUUCGGACACAAUUUAUUGUCCAUGUUCAUGUCAGGUAACUCCAACAACAACUUUGAGACAGAGUUCAUAUAGUCCUAAUUUUCUCUCUUUCUUUAUCAUGACAAGAGAAGUAGAAUUUACCAUAUAUCUGAGAUAGGCGCACGAUCAUUCCUGGCACUGUAUGUAUUUGAUGUGGAUUCGAUUUUCAACCUUUCCUUCCACUGAGCUAAAUCAGCUUUGAAUAUUUUCGCACUGUUCCAUCCUAUUAUGUAGUUGUGUAUAAUUGCAUGCACAGCCAUAGCCGAACUUUUUUUUUACAGAUUUCUUAUCUUAUUACGAUUUAUUAAUCUUAAUUUAGCUCGGUUUUCGUGCACUAUCAUUCUAAUCAACCCUAGUCGACUACUUUGAGCUCUGUAUUUCAC